Molecule: messenger RNA, 324 nt
Organism: Ostreobium quekettii
Lineage: Eukaryota; Viridiplantae; Chlorophyta; Ulvophyceae; Bryopsidales; Ostreobiaceae
Source: the annotation of a GenBank genome assembly
AUGCGCGUCGAUUGGUUGGCAACGGCGACCGGAAUCGAGAGGCUGCGAGCACCGCUGGCAAUCGGUGGGACCGGCGCUGGCUGCGACUCGUGGCGUAUCUUCGCCCAUGGAUCGACUGGCCGGGUGAAGGUCUUGAAGGCUACGCGGGAUUGUGGCUUGCGGAAGGCGCAAACUGUGAGAGGCGCUAGCGCUGGUGGUGGUGCAAUGCAGCAACGGUCUCUUGGGACAGGUCACGGGCUUUGGGGGCCAAAUGAUGUACUGCUACCGGAUUACUCACAGUGGCAGACAGGGCAGCUAACGUGGGCAUCCAGUGAGAUGCUGUAG